Molecule: messenger RNA, 315 nt
Organism: Trichoplax adhaerens
Lineage: Eukaryota; Metazoa; Placozoa; Uniplacotomia; Trichoplacea; Trichoplacidae
Exons: 2
Biological process (GO): proteolysis
Molecular function (GO): metalloendopeptidase activity
Source: RefSeq, a predicted model, not a curated record
CAUGCGAUUGGCUUAUAUCACACCCAUUCACGCCUGGACAGGAAUAAAUAUAUAUCUAUUAACGCGGAUAAUAUUGAUUCCAGCAAUGUGAAGAAUUUUCAGCCAGAGCUAACUGCAGUUACCUACAAUUUGGAAUACGACUAUAAUUCGGUCUUUCAUUAUGGAACCCAUGACUACAGCUCGGAUGGCACUGCUGUUAUUACGCCUAUUGCAAAUGGAGCAAGCAUAGGAAGUGCAACAGAUUACUCAUAUUUAGAUUAUGUAGCCAUUAACCUCUAUUACGAAUGCUAUGGUAAAAUAAUAGCUAAAUGUUGA